Messenger RNA from Amphibalanus amphitrite, 911 nucleotides. RefSeq lists its product as uncharacterized. Gene Ontology annotation, molecular function: structural constituent of chitin-based larval cuticle. Gene Ontology annotation, cellular component: chitin-based extracellular matrix. The record is from RefSeq and is a predicted model, not a curated record. The transcript has 7 exons. Bases 138 to 911 code for a protein of 257 amino acids. Lineage: Eukaryota; Metazoa; Arthropoda; Thecostraca; Balanomorpha; Balanidae.
UCUUCAGAAAACCCGGUGGCUGACCCUGAAAUGCAGUGAUCUAGCUUUUCUGCGGCGGUCGGCAGUGGCGGGUAUUUAAGCCAUGUGCCGCCGGAGACCGGCAUCAGAGCAGCAGCCGAUCACCCCACUGAAACACCAUGAAAGCCAUCGUUCUCCUGUGCUUGGUGGCUCUCGCCGUGGCGGACAAGAGUGCCCGGAUUGUCAACUACCAGUCGGGCAUCGAGGAGGAUGGAUCGUACGCCACUGAGUUUGAGACGACGAACGGCAUCAAGGCCAAGGGAGACGGCAUCUCCUACCCCGGCAACGCACCCAAUACCGGCAACUACGUAAUGACUGGCUCGUACUCUUAUACUUGGGAGGGCGUCACCUACACUGUGAACUGGACUGCCGACGAGAACGGCUUCCACCCUGUCGGAGAUCAUCUCCCCGACUUCAGUCACACCCGGGAGCACAUCGGCUUCGUCGACGAUCAUCUUCGUGUUCCUGCGCUGUCGACGGAUGUCAAACAGCUCAGAAAGUCUGUUCACCACUCCACUCCCUGUUCCGGCACAUCUGAUCACGGCACCACCAUGAGGACCGUUCUGCUCAUUUGCUUCAUUUCUCUGGCCUUUGCCGAUGAAUAUGCCAGGAUCGUGAACUACCAAUCCAGAAUUGAUGAAGACGGGGCAUACAAAUCCACGUUCGAGACGACCAACGGCAUCAAAGCAAGCGAGGAAGGCAUCUCCUACCCCGGCAACGUCCCCGAGUCGGGCAACUACGUGAGGAGCGGCUCGUACUCGUACGAAUGGGAGGGCGUCACAUACACGGUGAACUGGACGGCCGACGAGAACGGCUUCCAUCCUGUUGGAGAUCACCUGCCCGACUUCAGUCACACCAGACAGCAUAUCGGCUAUGUAUCCGACUAUGAAUAA